AUGGAAACAUCCAUGUUCAUGCCGUGUGGUCUGAAAAGCGUGGGGCCGAAGUUGGUGCCGUUCUUCAAAACCGUGGCCAUCUACUUCGUGCUCUUCAUACCUGUGGAAAGACCUUCUGUUUUCGCCAUGUUCAUCAAAUGUCUGCCCAUCAUCAGCCUGAUCUUUUUCGUCUUACUACACGGAAUGAGCUUAGGAGAAGAGUAUGCAUUUUCCCGGAGGAUUCUCAUUGGUUUGCUGUUUUCAUGUCUGGGAGAUGCUUUGCUUGUGUGGCCUCAUUACUUUUUACAUGGCAUGGUUGCAUUUGGUGUUGCUCAACUAAUGUACACAGCAGCAUUUGGUUUCAAGCCACUUAAUGCGUCUUUAGGGGCAGUACUCUAUUUUGGCUGUGCUACAGCUGUGGUACUACUGUUGCCUGGUCUAAAAGGGGUUCUUGCUGUUGGUGUACCACUUUACGGUAUUCUACUGAUAACCAUGGCAUGGAGAGCCAUUGCAAGAGUACAGUUCUUUGGGGACCUCUGGACUUGGACAAAACUGUGUUCAUGUGCUGGAGGAAUAGGCUUUGCAAUAUCUGAUAUACUAAUUGGAUUCCACCAUUUUCAUCAUCCCAUUCCUUAUUCUCAGGCACUUAUUAUGGUAACAUAUUAUGCAGCUCAGUUGGGAAUUGCUUUGAGUGUGGUGGAUUCUAAAGCAAGUUAUAAUAAAGCUUUAGCUGAAGCUGCACAAAGUGCCGCUAACAAACAACAAGGAGAAAGCAGUAAAUUAAAAUCAUCAGAACUGAAAGUGAGACACACAAUAUCUCUCAAAUCUCACUGAUAAGGAUCUCUGAUCAAUGCAAGAUAUUCACUCAAUCUUGUAACUAACUCUACAAUGCUCCACUUAACGGAGUAGCUGUGUGCUCAGGGAUCGUGGGUUGUGCAGCACAAUAUAUGGCAGUUUUUUUUCUUGUAUGAAUAGUGCUGCUGUGUUCCCACAAAGAACGAUUCCAUACAAGCAUAUCGAGGGGGAUGGUUCUUACUAUGGUUUUAAACAGAUCUAAUACACAAGAACAAGUUAGGUAAAGAUAUUGUUUUGUAUUGUAGAUAAACAAUGUUUAUCUCCUUUCCCAGAAAUAUUUAAAAGUAUUUUAAGUAUGGGUGUUUAUGUAGAAGUAGUGUCAACUCAAGAGUGAAAAUGAUUCAGAUGUUUGGAAUGAUUCUUGUGAAAUUUAUAAAAGGAAAAAUAGAUUCCAACUUCAUUUCAUGUGUUCUCAAAUUUUGUAGAUGUCUUCCUAAUAAUACACAAAUAGUUUUAACUUUAUUAUUAGUGCUUCAGUCCUACUUAUGUAGAUUGACAUAAGAACUUGUAAAUGAAUACAUACAUGAGAUUCACUCAUUUUCUCAGAAUUUUCUGGUCUUCAUAGUCUUAGUCAUAAAGUAGUAUCAGUAUAUUCAUGAGCCUCCUGUACAGUUUGUAGCAGUCAUUUCUUUCUUUGAUUGCAUGCAAUGCUCAAGGACAUUUUAUCUUUGUCAUGACUGUUCAGAUAUGAAUUGCCAUUGAAAUUCAAGAUUAUACUUCUGUAUUUUGAAUAUGUCAAGAAAAAAAUACUAAUGUAAUGAAAAAACUAGAGUAUUGAGCAUUAUGAUUUAAUAAAGUACAAAUUACUGUGUAAAAUAGUAUUUCUACAAAAAUUAUAUUAAUAAAAUGACAUUUUGUUAUACAAAAUUUCAGAAUUAACUAUUUUUAAUAGGACACUAGCACAAUCAUUCUAGUUGUUUUAGAUUUAUUAGUGUAAUAUUUGAAAUUAUUCUGAAAUGAACACUUGAAAUAAUUAUUAUAAAACUACAUAUUGUAGUACAAUCCAAUGAGACAACUUUCAAUGUACUUUACGUGCAGAAAAAAAAGAAAAGAAAAAGUCUUUCAAAAUUUAUUGUCUCUACUGGAUGUCUAUACAAUAUUGCACACAUCUUAAGGGUACCAAUUAUCUAAAAAAUAUACUUGCAGAAGUGUAUUCAUGUUUAUCUAAUGAAGUAGUAUGAUCAAUGCAUUUACUUUGUAAGAUUAACUAUGGAUAUUUAAUUGCAGUAGUCUUGAAAAUCCAUCUAAAGAAUAGGUUAGAAAUCAAUUAGAAAUUGUAAUAAACAGUUCAAAUAUCUAUUGAAUAACAGAGAUAGAAAUACAGAACAUAUUGAAAUGACAUUAUUUCAGGACAUCAAGAUCCAGGAAUGUAGAUAUUACAUUACAAGGGAUUAAGAUCUCUAUAAUUAGCAGUUACGUAAAUCAAAAAUAACUUAGAUAUAAUAAUUGAGAUUUUUUGGUAAUUUUCCCAUUACAGCAAUUUUGAAUAAAAGGUAAAGAUUUCUUUACAUUGACAUCAAUUGAUUUAUUUGACUAACUACUUUUUUGAAGGUUAUUGCAAAUUUCAAAAUGUAUUGUUAUGUAAUUUAUUCUAUAUCUAAAGCAAUAUUAAGAAAUUAUUUGCAAUUUUAAUAAAAACAUUAUUAAGUGAAGACAAUUUUUUUUCAAAAGCCUUACUCUUUUAACUUCUCAAACCGAUAUUAACUUUAAUUUCAGUUCUCAGUUAUAAGACGUGCAUAAUAGAUGGUUUUUCUCUUAUAGAAAAAGACCAACACAUCAACUUUGCGUACAUGUACAUUUAUUGUACAAUUGGCACAAUUGUUAUCAAGUAAUUGCUGAAUUUUCUUUAAUGUACUUGGAAUCACUUUCCUCAUGAUUGUGAGCGUUUUUAUCAGAAAUUGCCCAAGGCAAGAAAUAAUUUGUAAGAGGCAAAACAAUGCAAGAAUUAUCAGUCUAUCUGACAAAGGCACUGAAAAGGGGACUGUGAUAUCAUUAUUGUAAAUUUACUAACUCCCAUUUAUUAUGUGAUAUUGAAAGACCAUUAAUAAAAGUUCUUACAGAACACCAA
Molecule: messenger RNA, 2902 nt
Organism: Gryllus bimaculatus (two-spotted cricket)
Lineage: Eukaryota; Metazoa; Arthropoda; Insecta; Orthoptera; Gryllidae
Source: the annotation of a GenBank genome assembly